AUGUCCCUAACAAGCUCUCCUGACUGCCUAAUCCAAACAGAAGACCGAGCCUUCAAGAUGCUGUUCCCCAAUGUUCCCGACGAGGGAAAUUCCUUUGACGACUUCUUCAACGAGGACAUGUACAGGCUGGACGGCAGCGAUGAGGAAAAUAAAGCCCAUCCAGACCAAUUCGAAGCUCUUUUCGCCGACGCCUUCAACCAAGACGAAUACAGACUUCCGUCUCUUGAUUCCUCAACGGUAAAGAUCGGGCAUUCACCUCCUCAACCAUGGCGCAGAGGCGUGUGGUGUUUGAAGCAAAGACAACAGCCUCCAAGGCUUGCGGUAGAAAAAACGCGCAGACCAGAAACAAAGCGGACAGACCCAGUUGAGACAAUGGAUGCCAUCAACCCCAACUUCCAUCAUGCGCCAGGUCCCGUGUCGCCGCUUGAGAUCACUUCGCCCAGCCGAACAAAGAGAUUUGUCACCUCACCCGCUGCUGGAGGAUUUGAUCCCACGACAUACAUCCGGCCUCCCUUCUCUUGCGAAACCACCUUAUCACCGAGCCCGAUGUAUGCACAACUCCCGAUAUCGCCGCUCGCCGGCCAUGGCGACACGAGCAACUGGCAACAAGACUUUCAAAACUUCCACCUGCGCAUGCCGUACGAACGGCCGUUGCAGCCUCAUCCCCUCUCAAACAAGCAGAGUCAACAAGGCUGUUUAGCCCGCGACAUGAAUGCAGCUAUAAUGACCCAAAAUCAGGGCCUAUCAAGCCGAGUCAAUCCGUAUUUUGACGAGUACAAGAGCCCGACCCACCCAGAGACCAGUGCCAUUGAUCCCGCGCUACUCAGCCCGCAGUAUGAGAGGUCUCGAGACGGCCAGCAGGCCUACGGAGGCGAUUCCUUUUUUCUGCAUGACCUGAAUGGUAUGCAUGAGCCGAAUUCGAUGCAAUCUCCAAUUAGCACAAGCCUGCCGUCAUCAGGUAGCUCAACCCAGUCGCAGGGUGCCAGAACGCAUACCUCGAAUACUACCCUCACCAUGCACUCAAAAGCUGUCUUCUCGCCCCCAACAGUGACUGCACAUCCUCCGCUGCCGACAUUGGCACCAGAGGAGUCUUACCCUGCAUUGGCUGCUCCCACUCCGAAACGUGUGCCUCAUCCGAUUCUGCAUCAGCCGAAUGACAGCUCAUUGGCGGGACUCGGAAUCCGCUAUCCGGAGCUGGAACAGAUGAGUCAAGCUGUGCUCUAUGAGCCACAGGGUUAUCUCCCGGAAGUAUCUGCUCCCAUUGGUGUUGCGCUGCCUUACCCUGCUGCGACAACGGCACCCAAUCCGAUGUAUGCUUAUCCACCUCUCCCACCACCUCCGUCUCACGUCUUUCCGGACCUCUCUCCCUUCAACACGCCUCGGAAACAACGACGGUCACCAUCCCGAUCACCGACGCCGUCAGUGUCGCCCACCAACGUCAGUCCGCGACGCAACCCUGCGCGAUCGCCGACCCGCAGCGUCACCGACUACAGCCAAAGCCGAAGGAAGUCGAUCCACAAGUCAGGACCAAUCAAGGACAGUGCUGGUCAAGAUCCUCUUCCCGCGCCACGGGCGAGAUCAUCAUCUCGACCACCUCGGACGCCCAAAGCACCCAAGACGCCUACUGGCGGAGGGGCUGUGAUUGAUUUUGUGAACUUCACGCCUAAGGACUCUGCCAAAUUGUUGAGUGAUGUAGCACCGAGCGGAAGCUCCAAGACAAGGGCGCGGAGAGAGCAAGAAGCGAGAGAAAAGAGGAAGAAACUGAGUGAAGCGGCAUUGAAGGCUGUCCGAGUUGCAGGAGGAGAUGUGGCGGCAUUUGAGAAGGCGAUUUUCACGUAA
Molecule: messenger RNA, 1839 nt
Organism: Fonsecaea multimorphosa CBS 102226
Lineage: Eukaryota; Fungi; Ascomycota; Eurotiomycetes; Chaetothyriales; Herpotrichiellaceae
Exons: 1
Coding region: 1-1839 (612 amino acids)
Source: RefSeq, a predicted model, not a curated record